UGUGUUUUGGCGUAUUAGUGUGUGAAUGAGAAUGAGCCCUGUGCUGUCUAAGCAGCUCCAUGCUCUAUGUGUCCAGGUAGGUCACCUGAUCCAGCAGGCAUCUGGCUCCAGCAACCUGAAGAAGGUCACUCUGGAGCUGGGAGGAAAGAGUCCCAACAUAAUCAUGUCUGAUGCAAACAUGGCGGAGGCGGUGGAACAGUCCCACUUUGCCCUGUUCUUUAACCAGGGCCAGUGCUGCUGUGCCGGCUCCCGUACAUACGUGCAGGACACCAUCUAUGAUGAGUUUAUGGAGCGCAGCGUGGAGCGGGCCAAGAGCAGGGUGGUGGGAGACCCCUUCAACAUGAAGACUGAGCAGGGACCCCAGGUGGACGAGGAACAGUUCAAGAAGAUUCUGGGCUACAUCAGCAGUGGGAAGCGUGAGGGGGCCAAACUGAUGUGUGGGGGAGGGGUGGCUGCAGACCGUGGCUACUUCAUCCAACCAACCAUCUUUGGAGAUGUCCAGGAUGACAUGACCAUCGCCCGUGAGGAGAUCUUUGGGCCGGUGAUGCAGAUCCUGAAGUUUAAGACUCUGGAGGAGGUGGUUGAGAGAGCCAAUGACACAAAGUACGGCCUGGCAGCUGCUGUCUUCACCAAAGACAUCGACAAGGCCCACUACAUCUCUAACGGACUCCGCGCUGGCACUGUCUGGAUUAACUGUUAUGAUGUGUUUGGAGCACAAGCCCCCUUCGGUGGCUACAAAUAUUCUGGUAACGGUCGUGAGCUGGGAGAGUAUGGCCUGGACAACUACACUGAAGUGAAAACAGUAACAAUCAAGGUCCCUCAGAAAAACUCGUAAAGACAUCUGAACUCUGCCUCCAAUCAAGGAAACUAACUGACUAUAGGAAGGCUCUAUGGGACUAAAUCAGCCUUCAUUUAGUUUAUCCUCAGUUAUUGUUGGACUUUGUGUUACUUAGCCUCUGUACGCAGCUCUAACUUCAUGUAAAGAAUGUCCAAACAAGAUGAGAAAACAAUUACAGGCAUGUUGCUGUUAGUUUACCACCAGCUUGUUGUACAGCCUUGUCAAACUUCAACAGCUUAUUUUAAGCACUUCAUUGAGCACACCAUAAUAUUUCAAAAUACAUAUUUCAGUCAUUAUGUUCAUCCUAUUUUAAUAUGGUGAAUCCCUGCUACAAUUCAGAGUAUUUUAGUACUCUUGUAGAUUAAAAGUGUGAACUUUGAAAGGAUUUUGGAUAAUAAAUGCACUUGAUACACGCUGUUA
Messenger RNA from Coregonus clupeaformis (lake whitefish), 1258 nucleotides. RefSeq names its product aldehyde dehydrogenase, mitochondrial-like. Bases 26 to 835 code for a protein of 269 amino acids. Lineage: Eukaryota; Metazoa; Chordata; Actinopteri; Salmoniformes; Salmonidae. Gene Ontology annotation, molecular function: aldehyde dehydrogenase (NAD+) activity. The record is from RefSeq and is a predicted model, not a curated record. The transcript has 6 exons.